AGGAGGCGGCAGCUGAGAUUACACAAGGGUUUUUUCCCUUUCCUCCUCUCCUCUUCAUCUUACUUGCCGCACCAUAAUUACAGUUGGUUGUUACUCUGUAGUGCUUUUGGGUUGUCUUCUCCUUCUCCAUCCCUAUGUGGGUUUCCAAAAGUUUUUGCAACUUACUUAUUUAUGUCCGAUAUCCCUCUACUUCUCCGCACACCGUUCAUUUAUUUGGUAAUUGGUAAAUACAAAAUGAUACGGUGCUGCUUGCACUCCAAUUGGCAUUCAAGUUUCAAAGGCCAACUCUACUCUAACACAAAGUUAAUCCCCCUCUAUCAGAGACAAGGGCGAGGAGGAGGAGGAGGACAAUGUAGCAGAGAGCAAGUGUGCCUCCCGGGUUGUAGCUCUCUGCCUUUCUCUCAUUCGUGUUGUUCUUCUUGUGAUCGUAGAGUUAGUCAUACUCAUGGUCAAAUCCCAUUUGUUUGGCCAUACCCCUCUGCACCAAGAACAAUUUUACAAGAAAAACUCUCCCUAAUUCUAAACUCAACAGCUAGUAAUAAAUCCAAAACUUCUUUACUGCCCAGUUUUACUAUACUGGGAAAAGUUUCAGAGCUAAGUGUUAGGUGGUUUUCUAGCUCCAGCAAUGAUGAUACAGAUUCCGAUGCUGAAAAUGAGGAGAAUGAUGAGAGUGAUACUUGUGAAAGAGAAAACAAAGGUGCUAUUGUCAAAUCAACUGCAGAUCCUGCUGAGGUUCAUAAGGUAUGCAAGGUGAUUGAUGAGUUGUUUGCAUUGGACCACAACAUGGAGGCAGUUCUAGAUGAAUGUGGGAUCAAUUUAUCACAUGACCUGGUCAUAGAGGUGUUGGAAAGAUUCCGUCAUGCUAGAAAACCGGCUUUCCGCUUCUUCUGUUGGGCAGCGGAGAAGCCAGGUUUUGUCCAUGAUUCAAGGACUUACCAUUCGAUGAUGAUCAUACUUGCUAAGGCAAGACAGUUUGAGACUAUGAUGUCAAUGCUUGAAGAGAUGGGUGAAAAAAGGCUAUUGACAUUGGACACAUUUUCCAUUGCACUGAGAGCUUUUGCUGCUGCAAAGGAGAGGAAAAAGGCUGUUGGUAUUUUUGAGUUAAUGAAGAAUCACAAAUAUAGAGUGGGUGUAGAGACCAUUAAUGCUCUGCUUGAUAGUCUUGGGAGGGCCAAGCUUGGGAAAGAAGCUCAGGCACUAUUUGGGAAGUUGGAAGGUAGGUUUACGCCAAAUUUGAGGACAUAUACUGUAUUGCUUAAUGGAUGGUGCAGGGUGAAGAAUUUAAUGGAGGCAGGGAGGAUUUGGAACGAGAUGCUUGAUGAGGGUUUUAAGCCUGAUGUUGUCACCCAUAAUAUUAUGCUUGAAGGGUUGUUAAGGAGUAAAAAGAGGUCUGAUGCAAUCAAGUUCUUUGAGGUCAUGAAAUCCAAGGGCCCAUCACCUGAUGUUCGGAGCUAUACAAUUUUGAUCCGGGAUCUGUGCAAACAAACCAAGAUGAAAGAGGCAGUUGGAUAUUUUCAUGAGAUGGUUGAUUUCGGUUGUCAUCCUGAUGCUGCAGUUUACACAUGUUUGAUGACAGGGUAUGGGAAUCAUAAGAGGAUGGACAUGGUUUAUGAAUUGUUAAAGGAGAUGAAAGAAAAGGGCUGUCCACCUGAUGGGAAAACUUAUAAUGCCCUUAUCAAGUUGAUGACCAGCCAGAGAAUGCCAGAUGAUGCAGUGAGGAUAUACAAGAAGAUGAUUCAAAAUGGAAUUGAACCUUCAAUCCACUCUUACAAUAUGAUAAUGAAAUCUUACUUUCAAAUAAGAAACUAUGAAAUGGGUCAUGCCGUUUGGGAUGAAAUGAGUAAGAAAGGCUUUUGCCCUGAUGAUAACUCCUAUACUGUUUUCAUUGGAGGGCUUAUAAGUCAGGGUAGAUCUGAAGAGGCAUGCAAAUAUUUGGAGGAGAUGAUAGAAAAGGGAAUGAAAGCUCCUCAACUAGACUACAACAAAUUUGCGGCUGAUUUCUCCCGAGCUGGGAAGCCUGAUAUACUUGAGGAGUUAGCUCAAAAAAUGAAGUUCUCUGGCAAGUUCGAAGUCUCUAAUGUGUUUGCCAGGUGGGCUGAGAUGAUGAAGAAGAGAGUUAAGAGAAGAGAACCUGGUAAUAGAAAAUGUACUCAACUUGCCCAUGGCCAACGGUACUCUCUUUAUGAGAUGGCAGAUGGAUGAUGAUUGUUGAAAAUCUUUUCUUCCUGUUCUUUACUGAUGAAUAUUUUUUUAAUGAUUGCCCAUUACCAAUGGUGCUGGUUUGUGUUGUAUAUUUUUGUAUUCAUUACGUCCCACAUUUCUUGUUUUAAUUCUUAUUUUAGUUACUUUCAAGAGAUAUGUGACUUGUCUUUAAUGCAAUAUAAAUUGGGCCAGUUUUUAUUGCGUUGUUGCUGAGGUUUGCAUUGAUUUAAUUAAAGGUAAAACAAAUCAUUUAAGUGAAUUUCCUGGGUCACUUUGAAAGAAAGUAGAGGCUGCAUGGGUUAAAUUCAUGGCUGACGUGGGUAUGGGUGAAUGUUUAGUGAAAUCCUCCUGAACAUCUGAACCAUGUACCAUUUUGCUGCAGAAGUUAGUUUUCAAGAUUGAGGCCACAGCUAUAAUCACUAAUAAAUCAUAUGAUCUAAAAUUUCUGAGGCAAUUAAUUGAAUUGUUUCAGAUGACUGGUUGCGGAAGGUCAUACUGCUAUGACGUUAUAGAAGUACAAAUUUUUAGGGCCGGCCAGCUAGCAUUGGAGUCCAAGGUUCUAUCACACUCGUUAUGACAUUUGAUUCACCAGAGGCUGAACAGCGUAACAAAGACAUAUGCCGACAGGCCGGGGCUAUUACUUUUCCACAAAACUUGUUUUAAGCAGUUCUAAUUUGGUCCAGAAGUGCCUCGAAAUUCGAGUUGGGUGUUUGGUGUUGAAGGCAAAUUCCGUUACCCUCUUGUUUUGAUAUUAAUUUCGAUUGAUCUCUAAGAUUGAUUUGUGACGUUACUUGGUUUGCUUGAUAACGAUCAAGUAUUGGAUCUGAUAAAUUAUUGCUGUGGUUCUUACAAAGGAAUCAGCGGGGUAAAUUUGGACUAGUAUGCUCAUGUAGCAACUGCUGGUUAUUGGUUUUGUGUGGUCUAAUUAUUAUCAGUUUUACUGUUAAA
Molecule: messenger RNA, 3150 nt
Organism: Populus euphratica (Euphrates poplar)
Lineage: Eukaryota; Viridiplantae; Streptophyta; Magnoliopsida; Malpighiales; Salicaceae
Product: pentatricopeptide repeat-containing protein At3g62470, mitochondrial-like
Exons: 5
Coding region: 172-2202 (676 amino acids)
Molecular function (GO): mRNA binding; protein binding
Source: RefSeq, a predicted model, not a curated record